AUGUCUGAAGAAAAGCCUUUAAUCUUCGCUCCGGAGACAUACCAGUAUGACAAGUUUCAGUUGGAGGAUAGUAAAGUUGAAGACUCUCCUAUAACUCAGUUCAAGAAAUGGUUUGAUGAAGCCUUGAAAGAAGAAGAUAUACCAGAAUCUGUCACUUUAUCAACUGCUUCUCUACCAUCCGGAAGAAUUUCCUCAAGAGUUGUUUUGCUCAAAGAGUUAGAUGAUAAGGGUUUUGUGAUUUUCUCAAACUGGGAUAAGUCAAAGAAAGCUUUGGAUCUCCAAACAAACAAGUACGUGGCUUUGAACUUCUUCUGGAAAAAAUUGCAGAGACAAGUGAGAGUUGAAGGUAUUGCAGAAUUUACCUCCAAGAAAGUGAAUCAGGACUACUUCAAUACUAGACCAAGAGGCUCUAAGAUUGGUGCGUGGUCUAGUCCGCAAUCUCAAAUUAUUGAAACCAGAGAGAAACUAGAAAAAAUCGUUACAGAAAAUACUAAAAAGUUUGAAGGUGUCAAAGAUGACGAAAUUCCUUGUCCAGAAUAUUGGGGAGGUAUCAGAAUUGUUCCAUUGGAAGUGGAAUUUUGGCAAGGUAGACCAAGCCGUUUGCAUGAUAGAUUGACUUUUAGAAGAGAAAAAGUUACCGAUGAGUUCGAAAUGGUGCGUAUUGCCCCUUAG
Molecule: messenger RNA, 672 nt
Organism: Saccharomycopsis crataegensis
Lineage: Eukaryota; Fungi; Ascomycota; Saccharomycetes; Ascoideales; Saccharomycopsidaceae
Gene: PDX3
Product: pyridoxamine-phosphate oxidase PDX3
Exons: 2
Coding region: 1-672 (223 amino acids)
Biological process (GO): pyridoxine biosynthetic process
Molecular function (GO): pyridoxamine phosphate oxidase activity; FMN binding
Source: RefSeq, a predicted model, not a curated record